Messenger RNA from Solea senegalensis (Senegalese sole), 2312 nucleotides. Its product is annotated as carnitine O-acetyltransferase-like. The transcript has 14 exons. The record is from RefSeq and is a predicted model, not a curated record. NCBI's taxonomy places the organism in Eukaryota, Metazoa, Chordata, Actinopteri, Pleuronectiformes, Soleidae. Gene Ontology annotation, molecular function: carnitine O-acetyltransferase activity. Gene Ontology annotation, biological process: carnitine metabolic process, CoA-linked. The coding region runs from base 35 to 1954 and encodes 639 amino acids. Gene Ontology annotation, cellular component: peroxisome.
GUACCUUGUACAAAGAAUUUUUUCGAAAAGCACAAUGUUGGGACUUUUCAGUAGAACUUUGGCAAAAGUGAGGACAGUGAAACCCACUAAUAUGAUGACAUUCAGUCACUGGUUGAAACCAGGAACUCAGGUUGGUUGCAGAGGCAUUCAUCAGCAGGACGGACUGCCCCGUCUGCCUGUUCCUUCACUGAAGCAGACCUGUGAGCGUUAUCUCAAAAUUCUGGAGCCCAUUAUGGGGAUGGAUGAGCUGAAUGACACAAAAAAGGUGGUGACCGAGUUUCUGAAAGAAGGCGGGGUUGGAGAGAAACUACAGGAGGGCCUGGAGAAGAGAGCAUGCGACACUGAGAACUGGUUGACAGAUUAUUAUGUUCAGAAUGAUUAUCUGAACACUCGGGAACCUGCAGUGAUUCACAGAAAUCCUGUACAGGUCUGUCCCCGAAAGAUCUUCAGGGAUAAGCGUGAACAAAUAAGGUUUGCUGCCGAGUUUAUAGUUGCUCUGUUGAAUUUAAAGACAACAAUUGACAAUGAGGAACUACCAGUUGACUACAUGAGAGGGAAGCCACUGUGUAUGAAGCAGUAUGAGAAGGUGAUGUCAAGCUGUUGUCCUCCUGGUCUGAAGACGGACACAUUGGUAUUCUAUGGCAAGAGCUCCAACCCUCCCAAACACAUCACUGUGGUUCACAACUGCCAGUUCUUUGUGCUGGACGUGUACAACAGUGAUGAGAUGCCGCUGACAGUUGGCCAACUCUGCGUUCAGCUGGAGAAGAUUUGCAACUCAUCGUCACUGACCAACAUGGAGCCUGUGGGCAUCCUCACUUCACAGCACCGUGACAUCUGGGGCAAAACCUACUCUAACCUCAUGAAGGAUAAGACCAACAAAGAAUCGUUGUCAGCUGUUGAAAGCAGUAUCUUCGCGGUGUGCUUGGAUAGAGCGAUGCCCCCAGUGCCUGAUGACAUGUACUGCAACAGCGUUAUUCACCACAUACUGCACGGUGGAGGAAGCCAAUACAACAGUGGAAAUCGUUGGUUCGACCAAGGGAUUCAGGUAAUUGUUGCAGAGGAUGGAAGUUGCGGUCUAAAUUUUAUGCACACAAAUAUGGAUGGAGAAGUCUCCAAUAAGUUUAUUGGCUAUGCUAUGGAAUACAUGAAAAAGCUACAGACAACUCAGUCUUCCAUGGAGGCUUUGCCCAAUCCACAGAAACUGCACUUCAACAUCACACCUGAGAUAAAGAAGGACAUCGAAGAUGCCAAGCAGCACAUUGACAUACUGAUCCAAAACCUGAAUGUGACAUAUACAAUCUUUGAGCACUUUGGAAAAAAUGCCAUUAAGGCCUACAAGAUGAGUCCUGAUGGUUUCGUUCAAAUGGCUGUACAGCUGGCCUACUACAGGAUGCACCUGCAGUGCUCUAUUCAACUGGAAUAUGCCACCCUGCGUAUGUUCAGACUGGGAAGAAUUGCUACAAUGAAUUCAACUUCUACUGCCUCCGUUGCCUUUGUCAAGGCCUUUGAUGAUCCCAAAACAAAGAUUUCAGAGAAGGCUGAUUUAUUGAGGAAAGCUAUAACAGCCCACAGCUCUUUCACUGACAUGGUAAGGAGUGGCCAGAACAUUAAUGAGCACUUGAUGGGUCUUCACAUGCAGGCUGUUGAGAAAAAAAUCCCCCUCUCUGAAAAGAUCUGGCCUGGUAAAGCCUACAACCUGGACAUUUCAGCAACUCAGGGGACAUCCAUGAAUGGAUUUUUAGGAACAGCUGGGCCUGAAAAAGCUGGCCAAUACCACUUGAUAUACAAUAUAAAGGACGACCACAUAAACUUAAUAAUGACCUACCUGCAUUCUAAUACCAACAAAGGAGAUAAUGUUGCACAGCUGAACCAGGCUUUGGUGGACACACUGCUGGACAUGAGAACAAUGCUUGAUCUUCAUACAGUCGACACCAAGACAAACGUAAAGCAAUAGAUUUGUACGGCCGUGAAAGAGGUUGUGCUUUUGCAUUUUGUGACACUUUGGACAUGAAGGUUUCCUUUUUUAACUUUUUAAGCACUAAAGUUUUCUGUUGUUUUGCCUUUGGAGAUUCCUGUUCUACUCUGUAGUUUUGUCCCUUGAGUGCACCCCCUCUUCUUUAGCUGCCCUGAUUAUUCAGACCUUUUCUUCAAAUCAUUCACACACAUUCCGUCCUCCUUCAGAUUUUAGUUCGAUAAAAGUCAGAUUUUUAUCGAACUAAGACAAUACGUCACUUUUCUUAAUGUCAUGUAAACAUGUUAGCCUGACUGAGAUUGAGCUUGCUAUUAAAUGGCUCGAGGCAAAUUAAACCUGA